UUUCCAUCAUUCCCGAUUCAUGUCUUUGACUUUAUUGUUUCUCAAAACCAUAAUAUUUGCAAAUUAAAAUUCUUUCGCAGUUGUGAUUAGUAUUGAAUCCUUAUUGAUUGAUGAAAUUAUUGUUAAGAAUUGUUUCACUGGACGAUGAUUGAACGAUGUGCAAUAAACACUAACUAAAUUGUCAACAAAGUUAAAUUAAAUUUUGUGAAAAAUCAUUUUAUUCGACGCCAUUAUUUGCUUGCAUUUCGAACACAAAGAAAUCGUACAUUUUUAGUCGUGGGGUCAGCCUAUCCUUGACUAGAAAUAUUUUUCUUUUGGAUUCAUUUUCAAAUCGGUCGUUGUUUAAAAAUCAAUUGUGCUUGGUCAUUGAAGUGAAAUAUCAGAAAAUUUAUCACUGAAAGUCAGUGUGAAUGUCCGCAGUGUAAAAGUUUAUAUUUUUUUCGCUGAGACGUAGACGGGUUCAUAUAGCUAAUAACAACAAAGCAACUAAUUAUGUCGAGCUCAGCUGUUAGAGCCUUGACUCUUGAAUACAAAAGCUUGCAGGAAGAACCUGUCGAAGGGUUUCGCGUCAAACUGUGUAACGAUGACAAUCUUUUCGAAUGGGAAGUCGCUAUUUUCGGACCACCAGACACGCUGUACCAGGGUGGAUAUUUUAAGGCUGUAAUGAAAUUUCCAGCAGAUUACCCAUACUCGCCACCGUCAAUUAGAUUUAUGACUAAAGUAUGGCAUCCAAACGUAUACGAGAAUGGUGAUCUCUGCAUUUCUAUUUUGCAUCCACCAGUUGAUGAUCCUCAAUCAGGUGAACGUAUUGAAGAAAGGUGGAAUCCUACUCAAAAUGUGCGGACAAUUUUGUUAUCAGUAAUCUCACUGCUCAACGAACCAAACACAUAUUCUCCGGCGAAUGUAGAUGCAUCGGUUAUGUACAGAAAAUGGCGUGAUUCGCAUGGAAAGGACAAUGAAUAUCCAAACAUCAUUCGUAAACAAGCGUUAGCCGGAAAAUUGGACGCCGAAAAGGAAGGAAUCGUUGUUCCGCUGACACUAGAAGAUUAUUGUAUAAAGCCUAAAAGUAAGCCGAGUAAUCAGGAAAUGGCGCUCGAUUUGACCGAUUUCUAUGACGAAGACUACGACUUAGAUACUGAUGAUGAAAAUCAAGAUUCUGGCGACUCCGAUUAUGCCAACGGCGAUGACAGUGGAAAUGGAGAAACAUAACCAUUCUGCUAUCAAAGCACAUAUUUCGUUAAGAACUACGAUAUCAAGCAAAAAAUAUAACAGAAAAAAAACCACACAAAUUUCCGGCUAUGAACUAGUGUAUGUGGAUCAUUAACUUUGAAAAUGUAAAAUGAAAAUGGUUAUCACGUAUAAUAUUGUAGUCUGAACAACACAUUGGGAUGUGAGUGCUAAUGUUUUUUUCUUUUCGUCAAAUCUAUCUUUUUUUACUUGAAAUAUAUUUCUUUUUAAUUCGAAAUUGUUAUUAGUCGUCUUUGAAGCGCUUGUAGGUAAAAAAUUGCUAAAUUAAAACGAGUAGAUUGACCGAUUAUCGGAAUUAUCAAUUCGAAUUGUAUCAAGUGUAUCGAUUUAACCGGUCACGCAGCUUUUAAUUUGGCAAAAUAAUUUAUUUUAAUUGACUCACACCUCUAUUUAUCGACGCGGAAAUGAACUAAAAUCUUCCUUCGUAGCUUUUAUUUUGUUUCGAGUAUCUCGAUUAAUUUGUAAUAUUUUUUCGCUAUUUUUUUAGGGAAACAUUUAAAAUAUUUUUUUAGCAUAAAUGGUUGGUUGGUAGUUUUUAGUUUAUAAGUUCGUUUAGUUUAAAUAAAAUGAAAAUUUAAUUAAAAAAAAUCUUUAUUUUUGUGACGUUCGCUUUGUGAAACAGAAACCAUGUAAAUAAUUGCAUUGAAUUUAAAUUGAACAGAAUUCCAUCUAGAAUGGGUAAAAUACAUAAAAAAAAUGAAAUUU
Molecule: messenger RNA, 1953 nt
Organism: Bradysia coprophila
Lineage: Eukaryota; Metazoa; Arthropoda; Insecta; Diptera; Sciaridae
Product: ubiquitin-conjugating enzyme E2 R1
Source: RefSeq, a predicted model, not a curated record